Molecule: messenger RNA, 1752 nt
Organism: Cladophialophora carrionii CBS 160.54
Lineage: Eukaryota; Fungi; Ascomycota; Eurotiomycetes; Chaetothyriales; Herpotrichiellaceae
Exons: 1
Coding region: 1-1752 (583 amino acids)
Molecular function (GO): thiamine pyrophosphate binding; magnesium ion binding; carboxy-lyase activity
Source: RefSeq, a predicted model, not a curated record
AUGCCUAACACCGUCAAGCUUGCAGAAUACUUGCUCACACGCCUCCACCAGCUCGGAGUGCGAUCGAUCCACGGAGUCCCGGGCGACUUCAACUUGAAACUCUUGGACCAUGUCGAGCCCGCAGGAAUACAUUGGGUCGGCAACGCCAACGAACUAAAUGCGGGAUAUGCAGCGGAUGGCUACUCACGGAUCAAUGGUGUCGGAGCCCUCAUAACGACGUUCGGAGUCGGCGAGCUCUCAGCCAUCAACGCCAUCGCCGGUGCAUACUGUGAGCGGGCACCAGUGGUGCAUAUAGUUGGGACUCCUCCAAGACCAACACAAGACGCUCGGCUCAGGGUCCACCACACUUUUGGCGAUGGCGAGUUCGCCCGCUUUGGCCAGAUGCACGCCCACGUUACAGUGGCACAGGCGGGUCUAUGGGAAGCGCAAUCGGCCCCAGAGCAGAUUGACACGGUUUUAAAGCAAUGCAUCCUCCACAGCAGGCCCGUCUAUAUUCAGGUGCCAGUGGACUUGGUUGACGCGCCUGUCGAUGCUGGCCGGUUAACGUCGGAGCCUCUAUCACUUGACAUGACUUCAACCGAAGCCACCACACCCUCGCAGGAUCUGGCACUGUCAGUAGUAUUGGAGAAGAUCAAAUCCGCCCAACAACCCAUGAUUCUGGUAGAUGGCGAAACGAGGGCCCUUCGCAUCACCGACGACGUCCAAAGCAUCGUCCAAACCACCAAAUGGCCCACCUUCGUCACCAAUUUCUCCAAAGGCCUUGUGGACGAGACGGCUUCAAACGUCCAUGGAAUCUACCGAGGCAGCUAUGAUCCCAAGGCUAAGACGUUUGUGGAUAGCUGCGAUCUCGUCCUCUGCUUCGGCCCUCACUUUACCACGACCAACUCGGCGCAAUCAUCCGCCAUUCCUCCCAAAGCAGUGACAAUCAGCUUUACCGACAAUGAGAUACAGGUAGGCGAGCAAACAUAUCGCGACAUCCACGUCAAGUCUGCUGUGUCUCGACUCCGGAAGGAGCUGAGUAUCUUGGGCCACACGCCCUCCUCCACCCAUUCUGCCUUCGAUUCUGAAGACACCACCAUCUCCUUGGCAUCGCUACCCAGCGACGAGACCCUCACCCAAGCCAAACUGUGGCGUGCAUUCUCUGGCUUUCUCCGACCAGGCGACAUCGUCAUGGGCGAGACCGGCACAGCAAGCUACGGCAUCCAGGAGCUCCAGCUCGCGAGCCACUCGCGCGCCUUCGCCGCAGUGACUUGGCUCUCAAUCGGAUACAUGCUCCCCGCCGCCCAGGGUGCAGCGCUCGCGCAACGAGAGCUCGUCGCCUCGUCCGCAUACCAUGGCCUUUCCCAAGCCCGCACAAUCCUCUUCAUCGGCGACGGCAGCUUCCAAAUGACCGUGCAAGAGCUCGGCACCAUCAUCCGCGAAGAUCUCGACGUGAUCGUCUUCUUGCUCAACAACGACGGCUACACGAUCGAACGGGCCAUUCACGGCCUGUAUCAAAAGUAUAACGACGUGGCUCGUUGGAAAUACCUUGAAGCGCCCAAGUUCUUAGGCGCCGAUGCCGGCGUUUUCACGGCCCGUGUCAAGACUUGGGGAGAUCUGCAGACCGUGUUUGCGGCGGAAGAAUUCACCAACGGCAAGGGCCUGAGGAUGGUGGAGAUCAUGCUGGAUCGUGAGGAUGUGCUGGAGGGCCCGUUGCUGGAUCUGCUCCUAGAGGAGAAGAAGACUGCGGCGCAAGUUAAUGGGAAGGCUUGA